Molecule: messenger RNA, 885 nt
Organism: Paramecium sonneborni
Lineage: Eukaryota; Ciliophora; Oligohymenophorea; Peniculida; Parameciidae
Source: the annotation of a GenBank genome assembly
AUGAUUAAAAAAUAAAAGAGAUUUAAUGGAAUUAAAUUCAUAGAAGUAACUCAUAAAAUCUUACAAGUAAUAAAUUGCUUAAUCAUAAUAAGUAAAAUGAGUUUAAAGAUAUUAUUAAAUGGGAUGAUUAAGGAAAAAAUAUUAUCAUUAUUGAUAAAUUACUUUUAUAAUAAAUUGUAUUACCGAAAUAUUUCAAGCACGCUAAAUAUUCAAGUUUUCUAAGGUUAUUUAAAAUUUAAUAAAUUAGAUAAUUAAAUUUUUAUGGUUUUACAAGUAGCAAAGAUGAAAAUAGUUAUCUGACAUAUUAUCAUUAAUAUUUUACUAAAGACAAAUAUGAAGAAAACAACAUUCAAAAAAAGAAAUUAUUGAUAAAAGAUGUUCAAAAGUCUUUAGGAAUAUUUUAGUUUGUUUAAAAUGAAUUAUAAAGUUAAUUGCUUACUCUGUAAAUGGAUUAAAAUAGAAUCAAGUAAACUCUAUUAAACUCAAUAGAUUAGUAAUUAUUACUUAGAAGCAAAAUCAAAGAAUUCUUAUAAGUAAAUACUUAAAUAUUUAUAAAAAGUCAAUCCGUUUUAUGAGAUUAUAGGGUGAAGAUAAUUUUGAUCAAUUUAUUAGAGGUAUCCAAACUAUUUUGUAAGGGUUAAAUCCAAUGGCACGUAUUAAUUAAAUUUUAAUAUAGAACAUCAUUUUCAGCACUUAAUUAAUCUUGUAUUUAAAUAAUUUUUUAAUGAUGAUAUUGUAUCUAAUCAAUAUCAAUCAGAGAUAGAUGAAUAAAGCAAUUCUUAUAUGCUGUCUCCAUGUCCUUUUGGAUUGCUUGAAUUACGAACAAAUUUAAAUGUUCAAAAAGAUUUAAAUCUCAAGAAUUUAGAAUUGAGUAUGGACUCUUGA